This is a messenger RNA of Dromiciops gliroides (monito del monte), 7640 nucleotides long. It is a transcript of the gene SCAP, whose product is annotated as SREBF chaperone. The coding region runs from base 297 to 4160 and encodes 1287 amino acids. Gene Ontology annotation, cellular component: endoplasmic reticulum membrane; Golgi membrane. Gene Ontology annotation, molecular function: sterol binding; protein binding. The transcript has 23 exons. NCBI's taxonomy places the organism in Eukaryota, Metazoa, Chordata, Mammalia, Microbiotheria, Microbiotheriidae. Gene Ontology annotation, biological process: SREBP signaling pathway. The record is from RefSeq and is a predicted model, not a curated record.
GGGAAAGGUAGGAGGUGAGAGGUGAAGUGGGAGGAGAGCGGAGCGGAGCGGAGUGGAGCCUGGGAGCCGCUGUCGGAGCGGAGGGCGUCCCUCGCGUCCCUCCCUCCUAGCCCGGAGCCGGACCCGGGAGCUGACGGGCGGGCGCGCACGCCGAGCCCAGGCCUUCCCGCGGCCCCGCGAGCCGCCGCCCCAGAUUUCUUUUCUGCAGAUGGUAUUUAACAUCACUGCCACCCACAGUGUAGCUGGCUAACCACCUAUUGAAUUCCGUGAUGGCAACAAGGUGACAUGAGCUGAGGAUGACCCUGACUGAAAGGCUGCGUGACAAAAUAUCGCGGGCAUUUUAUAGCCAUGGGCUUUUUUGUGCAUCCUACCCUAUUCCUAUCAUUCUCUUCACUGGCUUCUGUAUCUUAGCUUGUUGCUAUCCACUACUGAAGCUUCCCUUGCCUGGAACAGGACCUGUGGAAUAUACCACCCCUGUGAAGGAUUACUCGCCACCACCAUCAGACCCAGAUCAUGAACAAAGGGAUCGGAACGAACAGCCAGACUGGUACGUGGGAGCUCCAGUGGCCUAUGUCCAGCAGAUAUUUGUGAAGUCCACUGUUUCCCCCUGGCACAAUAACUUGCUGGCAGUGGAUGUGUUCCGUUCACCUCUCUCCAGGGUAUUCCAGCUGGUAGAAGAGAUCCGAAACCAUGUGCUGAGAGACAGCUCUGGGACCAAAAGCUUGGAGGAAGUGUGCCUGCAAGUGACUGAUCUCCUGCCAGGCUUAAAGAAACUUAGGAAUUUGCUUCCUGAACAUGGCUGCCUCCUGUUGUCACCUGGAAACUUCUGGCAGAAUGAUCAGGAGCGCUUCAAUACUGAUCCUGACAUUAUCAAAACCAUCUAUCAGCAUGAACCAAAGACCCUACAGACUUCUGCAACCCUCAAAGACUUGUUGUUUGGAGUACCAGGAAAAUAUAGUGGGGUGAAUCUAUACACGAGGAAGAGGAUGGUGUCUUACACCAUUACCCUGGUCUUCCAGUAUUACCAUUCCAGGUAUCUGAAUAGCCUCCGGGCCCGACUAAAGCUGUUGCACCCUAGCCCCAACUGUAGUCUUCGGGAGGAGAAUCUGGUGCAUGUGCAUUUCAAGGAAGAAAUUGGCAUUGCUGAGCUCAUUCCCCUCGUCACCACCUACAUCAUCCUCUUUGCCUACAUUUACUUCUCUACAAGGAAGAUAGACAUGGUGAAAUCAAAAUGGGGAUUGGCACUGGCAGCAGUGGUGACUGUCCUCAGCUCUCUGCUAAUGUCUGUGGGGCUUUGUACACUCUUUGGCCUGACACCAACUCUCAAUGGCGGAGAGAUUUUCCCCUACUUGGUGGUGGUGAUUGGAUUGGAGAAUGUGCUGGUUCUCACAAAGUCAGUUGUAUCUACUCCAGUAGACCUUGAAGUGAAGCUGCGGAUUGCCCAAGGCUUAAGCAACGAGAGUUGGUCUAUUAUGAAGAACAUGGCCACAGAACUGGGCAUCAUCCUCAUUGGAUAUUUCACCUUGGUUCCUGCUAUUCAGGAAUUCUGUCUCUUUGCUGUGGUGGGCCUUGUCUCUGACUUCUUUCUGCAGAUGCUCUUCUUCACCACUGUUCUGUCUAUUGACAUUCGUCGAAUGGAGCUAGCUGAUCUAAAUAAACGAUUGCCCCCAGAAGUCUGCCUGCACCCAGCAAAGCCUGCAGGACGGGGCCACCGAUACGAGCGGCAGUUGGCCAUGCGACCCUCGACACCACACACGAUCACCCUGCAGCCAUCGUCCUUUAGAAAUCUGCGCCUCCCCAAAAGACUGCGUGUCAUCUAUUUCUUGGCCCGGACCCGGCUGGCCCAGAGGCUAAUCAUGGUUGGCACAGUGAUCUGGAUCGGCAUCCUGGUGUAUACAGACCCCGCUGGGCUACGCACUUACUUAACGGCCCAAGUGACGGAGCAGAGCCCCUUGGGAGAAGCGGGGCUGCCCCCAAUGCCUGUGCCAGGUGGGGUGCUGCCUGCAGGUGACCCCAAGAGUACCUUCUCCAUCUUCCCACCGGAUGCUUCUAAGCUAGCAGAGAAUCAGACACUGCCUUGGGAAUCCCCUGAAGUUCAGGAACCCCGGGACCAUCUGGAGGGGGCUCCUCAGAGCAGCUUGCUGGACAUAGGCCCUGCCCCAGAGGUGACAUGGGGACCAGAAGAUGAAGAGCUCUGGAGGAAAUUGUCCUUUCGCCACUGGCCUUCCCUUUUCAGUUACUACAACAUCACGCUGGCUAAGAGGUACAUUAGUCUCCUUCCAGUGAUUCCUGUCACCCUCUACUUGAACCCACGGGAGGUUCGGCACCACCAGGAGGCUCAACAUUACUGGCCCCUUAAGCUCCCAAGUCCUGGAACUGCCCAGGGGGAGGACCAGGCAAAGGCAUUUGAAGGUCCCAGUAGGACCCAGGUCCAUGGAGACGUUACCCUCUACAAGGUGGCCGCAUUAGGUCUGGCUUCUGGUAUCUUGUUGGUACUUUUGCUCUUCUGCCUCUAUCGAGUGCUCUGUCCCAAGAACUAUGGACAGCACGGCUCCUCCCAUGGCCGUCGGAAGCGUGGGGACCUGCCCUGUGAUGACUAUGGAUACUCUCCACCUGAGACGGAGAUCACUCCUCUUGUCCUUCGAGGGCAUCUCAUGGAUAUCGAGUGCCUAGCAAGUGACGGGAUGCUCUUGGUGAGCUGCUGCCUGGUAGGACAGAUCCGGGUGUGGGAUGCCCAGACUGGGGACUGCCUUACCCUGAUCCCCAAGCAAGGGCUUCGGAGGGACAGCGGUGGUGUGUUUGAUUCCCAAGAGAGCUGGGAGCAGCUAUCAGAUGGAGGAAAGGGAAGCCCCGAGGAGCUCGGAGACAAUCCCCAGCUGCGACGCCUCCUGGGUCCCCCACAGCCUCCACUCUUUGGCGAUCAGCCUGACCUGACCUGCCUCAUCGACACCAACUUUUCUGAGCAGCCCCAGCCCCCGCCUUUAGAACCUUCGCAGCCUGAACCAAGGCACCGGGCUGGCUGUCGACAGCCCCAUGACCCCCCUGGCUACAAUUUUAAACGAUUGGUACAGCGGGUGUACCAGGAGGAGGGGCUGGGCCCUAGCCCCUUUGCAGCCCUAGCCCCCCCUUCCCCAGUUCCUUCAUUCCAUGGCCCUGAGGAUGAAGCCUGCUCGCAUCUUGAAAAGGGGUCACCCAUCCUCACCUGGACUCCCGACACAGAGAGCUCUGUCUGGAGCCUGGACCUGCAGGGGAACCUCAUCGUAGCUGGGCGCAGCAACGGCAGGCUGGAGGUGUGGGACGCCAUCGAGGGCACCCUGCGCUGCAGCAAUGAGGAAGUCUCCUCAGGCAUCACUGCCCUUGUGUUCCUGAACAAGAGGAUUGUGACUGCCCGGCUCAAUGGCUCCCUUGAUUUUUUCUCCUUAGAGACUCGAACGGCCCUUAGCCAUUUGCAGUUUCGAGGGACUCCAGGCCGGGGCAGUGCCCCCUCAUCCCCUGUGUACAGCAACAGUGAUACCAUAGUAUGCCAUCUCACCCACACAGUGUCCUGUGCCCACCAGAAACCCAUAACUGCCCUAAAGGCUGCUGCUGGUCGUGUUGUGACUGGGAGCCAGGACCAUACUCUGAGAGUGUAUCGGCUGGAGGACUCGUGCUGCCUCUUUACCCUGCAGGGCCAUUCAGGGGCCAUUACAGCUGUGUACAUUGACCAGACAAUGGUGCUGGCCAGUGGGGGGCAGGAUGGAGCCAUCUGCCUUUGGGAUGUUCUGACAGGUAGUCGAGUAAGCCAUAUGUUUGCACACCGUGGGGAUGUAACCUCUCUCACCUGUACCACCUCCUGCAUCAUCAGCAGCGGCCUAGAUGACCUCAUUAGCAUCUGGGACCGAAGCACUGGCAUCAAGCUCUACUCAAUUCAGCAGGACAUGGGGUGUGGGGCCAGCCUGGGUGUCAUCUCGGACAACUUACUGGUCACUGGAGGCCAGGGAUGUGUCUCCUUCUGGGAUCUAAACUAUGGGGACCUGCUGCAAACUGUCUACCUGGGCAAAAGCAGUGAGGCACAGCCAGCCCGCCAGAUUCUUGUGCUGGACAACGCAGCCAUUGUCUGCAACUUUGGCAGCGAGCUGAGCCUGGUGUAUGUGCCCUCUGUGCUGGAGAAGCUGGACUGAAGCGGGGUUAAUACUGGGCCUGAGCACCCUCUCCAGAGUCUUCAUAGCAGGCCUGGACUGGAGGUGACCUAACAGUGGUGACAAGGCUUGGAGCAGGAGGGAAAUAGUCCACCUUUCCGGUGGUUGGGGAGGACAGCUGUUAGGAAGCUCCUUUCCCACUAAGGGCACUGUGUGUCCUGUUUACUGGUGGACCCUGUGCUAGGUGCAGGGAUUGUUCCUUCUGCCUGGCAUCUCUGGCUCUCCCUUUCCCCAUUAGUGGGACCAAAGCUGUAGUACCUGAGGGUGAAGGAGAGAUAGGGUUGGCUGGGUUUACCCUUGGGACUUUUCAGUGACUUCCCAUCUUGCCAGUUCCCUCUCUUAAAUAAACUUUCUAAAAAAUCAUGUAAUAUAUAACCACCAUGAGCUACCUCCAUCUAUGCCCUAUAAGGGCACACGGUUACGUUUGUUACUUUCCUAUGCCCACCUCAAACAAAGUGGUGGUGGAUAGCAGCACAAGGAGAUCCAUGAAGUGUGUGUGGCCAGGCCUAGUUAGCAUUAACAGCUCUUUGGUGUGGCAUCCACACUCAUAAAGAGGGAGAAAAGGCUGUAUUUGGUCAACUUAACCAUAAAACUCUGCCUUCUGCAGGGAGGCUGGUUUGAAUACAUUGUGGUUGUACUGGAGGGAAAAUAGGGGAAAGGGGAGUAGAGUCCAGUGAGUGUGGCAGCACAAUUGACCCACAUGAGAGAAUAGAGGUGAGUCGUGGGGGAGGAAUAGGAAUUUUAAUGGAGUUGAGGUUAUCUUACUGUGGAGUGUAGCCUGGGUAACAACCAGUAUUAUCACAAAGUGGGCAAAGUGCUUUGAAGAUACGAACUCUCUUUGGCCUCAUCUGCCCCCCCCCCCCCCCCAAGCUCUAGUUUUUGUCGCUUGUGCUAAGAGGGAGUCCUGGAAGUGUUUAUGUGGCCUCUAGGCCCUGCUCCUUUACUUCAGCUGCCAUCUAGAAUCCCUCAAGGCUAACAGAAUAUUGGUUCCAAACCAUCUAGUUCUGCAUAAGCAAAUUAUUCACUUGGCAGAGCUAUGGACUAGAACUAAGGGCCUGGCUUUGUGCCGGGGGUGUAGACCUGGAUGGUUCUCUCCAAAUUACACAACAGUGAGGAAAAUGGAAGGAAAUGUAAGACUUUAUCAUCAGAAUAGUGCUGGCAGGUCUCUUUUCUGUCCAUACUAAUAAUCUCCCAACAUCAAGCCCUUAAUGAUGGUGUUGGACUCAACUUGGUGUGAUGGGAAGAAUACAGUUCAUAGUCCGAGGACCUCUCUACCUGCCACUUACUACUUAGGUGGCUUUGGGCACUUUCUUCAUAAAAUGAAGAGGCCAGUAUUUCUUCACAAGGCUUAUUGUGAGGAUUUAAGAAAAACCCAAGCGGCAGUUGCCUAUAGAGGUUGGUUUAUUUUAGUAGCAAAGAGCUGAAAAAAAAACAUUCAGGUCCCAAGUUAGAGAAUGGCUACUCUGUUCAUGGCCUGCCCUGCUUGCCUUAUCCCCGUGAGUCAGGUCCAGUUAGGGAAGGGCACCAAGUGAGUGCUGAAGUCAGUUCAGCAGUUCCAUGCAGUCAAGAGAAAUGAGCAUCCUGGCAGGACGACUCUGGCUUCCACUAGACCAGGGCUAAAGGCAACAAGAAUUGUCGGGGAGGGGAGGGGCUUUGACCUCCAAACCAGUGACGACUCUCCCCCGAGUUGUUGAAUCCUCUUUCUCUACCCUGGCCCUUGGUAAACCUCCAGCUCCUUCUUUCUCCCUGGGCAUCCCAGGGAGGGGGUAGGAAGUCUUUCCCUGGUCCAGAAGAGAGGCAGCUCAGAUUUUGGAUUGGGGAUUUAGCAGGUUUAAAGGAAACAUGUAGUGUAGGGAAUUAGAAGCCAAUGGACACCCAUGACUCUAGGUCCAAUUCAUGUCUUAUUUAGGGUCCAGAGUGGGUCCAAAAGGCUGAGAGGGUCAUCACUUGGGCCAGUGCCCCGCAGUCCUUGCCCAUUAUGAGCCUGCAGGAAGCUCUGCUUGUUCAUGCGUUGCUUCCCCCGAAGGGAACUGUCCAGGGAGAAGGCCUCAGGGGUCAGGGAGGCUAGUAGCUCUAGAGAAGAAGUGGAAGGCCCAGGGCUAGGUGCUGCAGGUACCUGGCUCUCCUCCUUAGGCUCAGGAAUUUCUGGCUGAGGGGAGGAAGGAGGGGAAGGUGAAGGGGCACUGGUUAGCUCCAGGAGGUUGGGUGUGGGAGGACUGAAAGGCUCAGCAGGACUAGGAAAGGCCAGAGGAGGGGGCUCCUGCCCGCCCCCUUGAGGCCGGAUGCUAAGCUUGGCAAUGGUGGCUUGGAUGGAGCUGAUGGGCAUGUCUGCACCCAGCACCAGGUCCUGGGGGUCCUGGGGGAGAUAUGCCUAAGAAAGGAGAGAGAGCCUCAGGAACUCUAUCCACCCUAUCCCACCCCAACCCCUCCUUCUCGCUCUGAGCCUCCCUCUAGCUACCUUCUGGGCCAUGCUGGGGUUAGCAAGGGGUCUGCAGGCAGAAGGGGGUGCCACCCCGUGCCGCUGGAGCACCUGCUCUACGUGUCUCAGCACUGCUUCGUGACAAAAUCGGAGGUGUAGCUGACAAGGGAACAGUAACAGUAAGGUCAAGGAUCACCUUAAACUCAGCAGUCUGGCCUGCCUGCCUCUCUUUCCCCCCUACCUUCUCCUGUAACAUGUGCUUCCGCUGUUGCCGCAUCCUCCGGACCAGCUGCGUCAGGGCAGGAAUCCCGUUGCCAGCUUCUACUUCCUGCACUGCAGCAUAGAGCAGGGCAAAAGCUCCGGUACGGCCCACCCCAGAACUGUGUGAGCAGGAAAAGGAAGAGGCUGGUGGUGAGCAAAGUCCUGUGGAGAAUGCCCAGGCCCUCCCCUGCGGCCACCCCAGCAGUACCUGCAGUGCACUACAAUGGGUGUGUGCAGAGGCCGCUGAUGCAGGUAGUGGGUAUGCACCUCAUGGAUGAAGCGAAGCAGGUUCCCUGGGCUGUCCGGAAGGCCCCUGAAAGGGGGAGGAGAAUAAGGAGCCUGCGGGACCUGAGCUGCUCCAUCUGGAAUCCCUUCCCCUCCCACCACAUCCCCCAAGAAAUUGCUCAUUUUCCCACCUGGCUCCUGCCAUCAGCGCCCCCUCCCCCCCACAAUUAAACGCACAGCUCUGGCCAAGUUGGGAAGUGCAGGUGUACGAGAGAUCGUUUGAGGCUUUGGUCUCUGAAUUGCAGGCUUAGCACACGUUCCACAUGGGUGUCUGUGGCCCGGACACUGCUCAGCACCAGGCUUAGAGGGCCCUGGACCAGAGGCUGGCCCCUCUCCGUGGGGAAAUACUUAGCCACUUUCUGCUGCAGAGUAAAAAGACGCCAAGUGAGUUGUCAGAGUACCUGACUUGGGGCCAUAGCAGGGAGACCAAGGGUUCUUAACCUAGCACCUGUGAAUUUGUUUUUACAAGUUAUUUGAAUAAAUAUAUUUCAGUAUAA